AUGGCAGGCAUGACGGACAAUAUCCCUCUGCAGCCGGUGCGGCACAAAAAACGACACGACAAUAAGCACAAAAAUGGGUGCUGCCCGUGGUCGAGAUGCUGUGGAAUGGGGGAUUUUCGCCCUCGGACUGUGUGGCUAGGCCACCCAGAAAAGAGGGAACAGAGAUACCCCCGAAAUGUUAUAAACAACCAAAAAUACAAUUUCUUCACCUUUUUACCUGGGGUGCUGUUUAACCAGUUCAAGUACUUCUUCAAUCUGUACUUUCUGCUCCUGGCCUGCUCCCAGUUUGUGAACGAACUCAGACUAGGAGCCCUUUACACUUACUGGGUGCCACUGGGCUUUGUUUUGAUCAUUACCAUAGUGAGGGAAGCAGUUGAGGAAAUACGAUGUUUUCUACGGGACAAAGAGGUCAAUUCACAGAUCUAUAGCAAGCUCUCCACAAGAGGAACUGUGAAGGUGAAAAGCAGUGGCAUCCAGGUUGGAGAUCUUAUCAUCGUUGAAAAGAAUCAACGUGUUCCUGCUGACAUGAUUUUCCUAAGGACCUCUGAAAGAAAUGGCUCAUGCUUCCUGCGGACUGACCAGUUGGAUGGAGAAACAGACUGGAAACUGCGCCUCCCAGUGGCUUGCACACAAAGACUUCCAACUGCAGCAGACCUUUUGCAAAUCCGGUCGUAUGUGUAUGCUGAGGAGCCUAAUAUUGACAUCCAUAACUUCAUUGGUACAUUCACCAGAGAGGAUGGAGACCCUCCAGUCAACGAAAGUCUUAGUAUUGAGAAUACACUCUGGGCCAGCACUGUCAUCGCCUCUGGUACAGUCAUAGGGGUUGUGAUUUACACUGGCAAAGAGCUCCGGAGCGUCAUGAACACCUCCAAUCCGCGGCAUAAGAUUGGUCUUUUUGAUCUGGAAGUGAACUGCCUGACUAAGAUUCUGUUCGGAGCCCUGGUGGUUGUGUCACUGGUCAUGGUGGCUCUGCAGCAUUUCGCUGGUCGCUGGUACCUACAGAUCUUCCGCUUUCUUCUGCUCUUUUCCAACAUAGUGCCCAUCAGUUUGCGGGUGAACCUGGAUAUGGGCAAGAUGGUGUUCAGCUGGAUGAUCAAGAAAGAUUCUAAAAUCCCUGGAACUGUGGUUCGAGCAAGCACCAUCCCAGAGCAGCUUGGACGAAUCUCGUAUCUCCUCACUGAUAAGACAGGGACUCUCACCCAGAACGAAAUGGUGUUCCGGCGUCUGCAUCUUGGAACUGUGGCUUACGGAAUGGACUCCAUGGAUGAGGUGCAGAGUCAUGUGUUCAGUGCCUACACUCAGCCUCCUCAUGACGUUCCAGCCUCUAGAGCGCCAGCCACCACUAAAGUGAGGAAGACUAUCAGCAGCAGGGUGCAUGAAGCAGUGAAGGCCAUUGCACUGGUUCACAACGUGACCCCUGUGUACGAGGCGAAUGGAGUAACGGACCAGGCAGAGGCUGAGCAGCACUAUGAGGACACAUGCAGGGUCUACCAGGCCUCCAGCCCUGAUGAGGUGUCCCUGGUGCAGUGGACAGAAAGUGUGGGGCUGACCCUGGUGGGAAGAGAUCAAUCCUCUAUGCAGCUGAGGACCCCUAGUGGGCAAAUACUUAAUUUCACCAUCCUGCAGAUUUUCCCCUUCACCUACGAGAGCAAGCGCAUGGGAAUAAUAGUGCGAGAUGAGUCAACUGGAGAGAUCACUUUCUACAUGAAGGGCGCUGAUGUUGUGAUGUCUGGUAUUGUCCAGUAUAAUGAUUGGCUCGAAGAAGAGUGUGGAAACAUGGCUCGUGAGGGGUUGCGAGUGUUGGUGGUAGCAAAGAAGUCUCUGACAGAAGAGCAGUACCAAGACUUUGAGGCUCGCUAUGUCCAGGCCAAGCUGAGUGUGCACGACCGCUCUCUGAAGGUUGCCACAGUCAUUGAGAGUCUAGAGAUGGAGAUGGAGUUGUUGUGUUUGACAGGAGUGGAGGACCAGCUACAGGCUGACGUCAGGCCAACACUGGAGAUCCUGCGUAAUGCAGGCAUUAAAGUGUGGAUGCUGACAGGGGACAAACUGGAAACAGCAACCUGCACUGCCAAGAAUGCCCACCUGGUGACCCGCAAUCAGGACAUACAUGUCUUUCGCCCUGUGACCACACGAAGUGAGGCCCACCUCGAGCUCAACGCUUUCAGGCGGAAGCACGACUGCGCUUUAGUGAUAUCUGGAGACUCUCUUGAGGUGUGUCUGAAGUUUUACGAAUAUGAGUUUAUGGAGCUGGCAUGUCAGUGUCCAGCAGUGGUGUGCUGCCGCUGCGCACCUACACAGAAGGCUCAGAUUGUCCGGCUGCUGCAGGAGCGCACAGGGAAACUCACCUGUGCUGUGGGGGACGGAGGAAAUGAUGUCAGCAUGAUCCAGGAAGCCGACUGUGGCGUGGGAGUGGAGGGAAAAGAGGGCAAGCAGGCCUCGCUGGCUGCUGAUUUCUCGGUGACUCAGUUUAAGCACUUGGGCAGACUGCUCAUGGUGCACGGCAGAAACAGCUACAAGAGGUCCGCCGCCCUCAGCCAGUUCGUCAUUCACAGGAGCCUCUGUAUCAGUACCAUGCAGGCUGUGUUCUCCUCCGUCUUCUACUUUGCAUCAGUCCCUCUCUAUCAAGGGUUUCUCAUCAUCGGAUACUCCACAAUCUAUACCAUGUUCCCUGUCUUCUCCCUGGUUUUGGAUAAGGAUGUGAAAUCUGAGGUGGCUAUGCUCUAUCCUGAACUUUACAAGGACCUCCUGAAGGGACGACCGCUUUCCUUCAAAACAUUUUUAAUAUGGGUCUUGAUAAGUAUCUACCAAGGGAGCAUCAUCAUGUAUGGGGCCUUGCUGCUGUUUGAGUCAGAAUUUGUCCACAUUGUGGCAAUCUCAUUCACUUCGCUGAUCCUGACGGAACUGCUGAUGGUGGCGCUGACCAUCCAGACAUGGCACUGGCUCAUGAUCGUGGCUGAGCUGCUCAGCCUGGCAUGCUACAUCGCCUCCCUUGUGUUCUUACACGAGUUCAUAGAUGUGUACUUCAUCGCCACACUAUCGUUCAUAUGGAAGGUGACAGUCAUUACUCUGGUCAGCUGCCUGCCUCUAUACAUUCUGAAGUACCUGCGUCGUCGCUUCUCUCCUCCCAGCUACUCCAAGCUGACCUCCUAGAGCCACUUAGCCAGCCUGAGGCCUGCAAACACUACACACGACCAUCCUGGACCACCACUCCCCCUAGGCCAGCUUCAGCACCUCCAGGACCCCUACAUCUUUCAUGUCUAACAGAGCUCUAACCCCUUUAAGGCUCCUAAAUGGAUGCUUUUGUGCAUGAAAAGAAAAGUCAGCAGCGUGGCUUUAGGAUCAGUGGUCCUGGUUGUUUGUACCGUGUUGACAUGUGGAUGACUGUUCUUCAUGCGCUCCAUAUAAUAACUUGCAAAAGCAGGGUAGUCUCUUCAUUUCACCACGUGUGGGUGUAGCAUUAAAGACGGGGAGAAUGAAAAGACCGUUCUUUGUGCAUCUAAGUGAUAAUGGAUGAUUUCAUAAAGAAUCUGGUCAUUUGUGCCAUUUGUAGUCACAGUGAAGCUAUGUAGCAGAGCUGGACUCCUAGAGGGCCGUCUCAGCUGAAUCAUGAGAGGGUUGUUUUAAGGCUGAAUUGCUUGAAUGAGUCACUUCUAAUGAGGAGAACUAAACACACUGGUUACUAGGGCUUCACAAAUAUGCCCAUGAGCCACCAGAGAGCAUGGAAGACACUGGAGAAACGUCUCAGAGAAAUGUCCACCCAUAGGUUACAGUUCUUCUGACCUUAUCGGUUCUGAACACAAGUUCAUUGGUCAUUUCAGUUCUGUUUUUUAUUUGAACAGCAAGAUAGGGAAAAGGACAGAAGGGAAACAAGCAGAUAAGUGUCUUUGAUUCAUGCUUUCUGUUCUCAGUACUGAGGAAAAUGGAUGCUUCAGCUUUCUGAACAACUUGAAAAGCUUUGAUUGUUUGAAAGGUAUUUCUGUGGAAAGUAUUGCUUAUAUUGUACCUGAUGUGGUUCAAAAGGACAUACCAGUCGGGUUCUAACCAGAAGGGCGCGUGGGUGUGCGUAUGUACGCGACGCAGGCUUUGAAUGUGCACUCGUCGCUAAACUUCCACAUCUUAGUAUAGUUCAGUUACUUUUAUUAGCAUACUGUGCAGUGUCAGACGGUGUUGUUUUGGUCAGUGCGUAAGGUUACUGAAUAGCAGUGGGUCAUGUCUAAAGAGCAGGGCGAGUUUAGUGCCACAAACAAAAUGCUAUUUUGGCUUACGGCUUGCUUUCUGAGUCCUCUUUCUGUGCCCACUCUUGUGGUGACUUCUGAUGCUGAUUCUCUCUUCAUCUCUCUCUCUCUCUCUCUCUCACACUGCAUGACUGAGCAGGGUUUUGACAUUUGGUCAGAGUUCUGACCACUUUUCUCCCUGGCAAACACCUCCUCCCACUCCCACUUCCAAAGUAAUUAUGCCUUUAAAGAGAACAGAAGACACUACUCACUUUAAUGGAGGGCCAAAUUGCUUUACUUGUCAACUACUUCUCAAAGCUUUCUUAAAAUGAAUUGAUAUUCAGCCUCUUGUGGCUCCAUAGUAUCAGGUUUGUAAAUAAUCCAAGUGAUUUGAUGUGUGCACUUAACAUAUCUUUACUGUGUUUCUGUGUGUGGGUUUAUUCAGAUGUAACAGUAGUGACAGUUUGCCAUGUGUAGUUGAAGGAGUACUUUAACAGGGUGCCAUAUAGACUCCUUCUCUCUCUCUCUCUCUCUCUCUCUCUCUCUCUCUCUCUCUCUCUCUCUCUCUCUCUCUCUCUCUCUCUCUCUCUCUCUGUGUCUGUUUUCUCAUUGUGUUUGACCAGUGGACUUCAUUUAUUAUGAAGUGGAUUUCACUUCAUCUCAUGAGACCUUUUUACAUGUAUUAGGCACAGAGCACCAGAUCCGUCAUAAGUGCAAUAUAGUAUAGUCAAGGAGUAAGAAGAUCAGGAUGGAAAUUUAAACAAAAUUAAUCAGAAUGGUAUCACAAUCACUUUUCCUUGAAAAUUCCCAGUGAAAAAACGAAUAGACUGCAUGAUUAGAACCACAGAGGCUAAUAUGCCUGGGUCUAUUAUAGUUAUUAGUCACCAAAUGAACAGUGACUCAAAACAAACAGUUUUGUAAGUGUAGGGCUUUAGAUAAGGUGCCCACGAAAUCCAUUAUCAGCAAUAUUGCUCAGAAUUUACUUGCACGAACUAGAAUUUGUACUGAUGACUUCUCAGAUGUAGUAAUGUGGACCUAGACUUUGAUGGAAUGCCAUGUAUUUCAUGUGACCUCUUCAGUUGUUGCUGUUAUUGUUGUUUUUAUAAAUGGCAGGACUUUUUAUUUGUCAAGGAGUUGUGACUUGCUAAAGUGUAAAUAACAAAAAAAAUGGCUUUUUAUUUAUUAACUUUUCUUAUUUGUGUUUGAAUUUGCACUCUAAUAAUUGCAGAACAAAAAGGGACAAAAUGUCAGUACAUCUCAGUGGUGUUAUAAAAGAAAUAAAGAAGGUUUUCCUAACAUG
This is a messenger RNA of Pygocentrus nattereri (red-bellied piranha), 5514 nucleotides long. RefSeq names its product probable phospholipid-transporting ATPase IIA. The transcript is spliced from 28 exons. The record is from RefSeq and is a predicted model, not a curated record. Gene Ontology annotation, biological process: endocytosis; phospholipid translocation; retrograde vesicle-mediated transport, Golgi to endoplasmic reticulum. The coding region runs from base 1 to 3150 and encodes 1049 amino acids. Gene Ontology annotation, cellular component: endosome; plasma membrane; trans-Golgi network. NCBI's taxonomy places the organism in Eukaryota, Metazoa, Chordata, Actinopteri, Characiformes, Serrasalmidae. Gene Ontology annotation, molecular function: ATPase-coupled intramembrane lipid carrier activity; magnesium ion binding; ATP hydrolysis activity.